Messenger RNA from Cooperia oncophora, 339 nucleotides. The record is from the annotation of a GenBank genome assembly. Lineage: Eukaryota; Metazoa; Nematoda; Chromadorea; Rhabditida; Trichostrongylidae.
UUGAAACAAGUGUUUCAGGCUGGCAGUGGUCUACAUCUGGUCAUCGUCGCUGAGGGAGCAGCUGACUCCAAGGGGAAUGCUAUCAAAUGCGAUCAGAUCAAAAAGAUCGUGGAAGACAAACUGAAGUAUGACGUGCGAGUAACUUCUCUCGGUUAUCUCCAAAGAGGAGGUUGCCCGAGCUUCCUCGACCGACUGCUCGGCUGUCGAAUGGGCCACGAAGCCGUGAAUACCGUAUUGAAUACCGAUCCUACUACACCAAAAAUUCUAUGCCUGAAAGGUCACGUGAUUGUGAAGUUACCUCUUUCAAAACUUAUUGGCAAAACACGACGAGUAAGUUGA